CUGCAUGAGGUGGAAUAAUAAUUAUCGAGUGACAAAGUAAAUAGACUGAUGGAAUAACAUCAUUUAUAUCAAGUAAUAACUUUUCUAUAGGCUCGCUAUUGGUUUGAUGGUAAAAAGCAUAAACAGCAUGAUUUAUCAACGUCAAAAAAUUAUACGCUAGUAAGCCAACUUUAUCAGCAGAAAAAGGCAAGAAAUUCAAAAUUUGUAUGGGAGAUCGAUCCUUUGCACCAUUUUUUUUUUAAUUUGGUGCCUUUGUCUUCUUACAAAGCUGGCUUGCCAGAGUAUAACAAUGAUUCAAUGUUUUUUAUAAUGUGAUUUUUGGCUACUGAAGGAGGAUUCUUUUUUAUUAUACUGUCAAUACCGCAACACAACUGUCACUUCGAUUUCGUUCGCCUGUCGCCGUCAAUUGUUUCUUUGACGUGUCCUAUAGGCAUUGUUGUUGUGGUUUAUUUAUCAGAUUUUUUUACAUUUACUCAGUUGUUCCUUACACGCAACCUGUUGACCUUACUGCAAUACAUCACGGCCGCGAAAUUGCCACAGAAAUGUGUGUAAGCAGUGUAUUAUUGUGUUUAAUCUGUUAAUGUUUUUUCUUGGACUCGGCGUAAUUUUUUUAAUUAAAAAAAAGUCCCGGUAAAAAAAUGUUUACUUUUUAAUUGACCUAUUGUGAACUAUGCUUACCGCUAUCGCUGUCUAAAUACGUGUGAAAAAGAGUGGUGUUUUAAGUAUUAUUUUUCAAAAUGAGACUUUAUUUAAAGAAAUUCUUCGUCGUAGGUCUAGUUUCCUUAUUUAUUAUAUCAGUUAUGUUGUUUUAUAAUGGGAACGAGGGACCUAUAGUGAACAAAAGUGUCAAAGUAGAGGACAUAGAAACUAGGAUCAACAAAUUGGAGGAAAUGAUGGACAAUCAACUGACCGAGAGUGGUAAAUUGUUGCAAAUGGUUGUGGAGCGGAUUAGGGAGAAAAAAGAGGGACCCCAGGCAGAGGGUGAAGUGAAUUAUUUGCGAGCUCCUGACGUUGGGAAGGCUGAGUCCAAAGGUACAGUACUGCCGGUGCUCGUGAUAGCGUGUGACCGUGUCACCGUGAAGAGGUGCCUGGACAACCUCAUCAAGUUCAGACCGAGUAAAGAGACGUUCCCGAUAAUAGUCAGUCAGGACUGCGGCCACAACGCUACAUACCAAGUGAUCAGAUCCUUCACCGACGCCGACCCUUCCAUCACCGUGGUACGCCAGCCCGACCUGUCGGAGAUACCCCUCGAGCGUACCAACAUCAAGUAUAAGGGGUACUAUAAGAUAGCGCGGCAUUUCAAGUUCGCGCUGAACCAUGUGUUCAAGACUUUAGGACACGAGGCUGUGAUUAUCGUUGAAGAUGAUCUGGACAUUUCGCCGGAUUUCUACGAGUACUUCCAAGGCACAUAUCCUCUCUUACUCAAGGAUUCUAGCAUAUGGUGUGUGUCAGCCUGGAACGACAACGGCAAAAAGCAGCUGGUAGAUCUCUCAAGACCGGAACUCCUCCACCGCACUGACUUCUUCCCCGGCCUCGGCUGGAUGCUGCGGGCGGACUCCUGGGCCGAGCUCGAACCCAAAUGGCCUAAGGCGUUCUUCGACGACUGGCUCCGUGACCCGGUGAACACGCGGGCCCGUGCGUGCAUCCGGCCGGAGAUAUCCAGGACUUAUUCAUUUGGCAAGGCGGGCGUCAGUAAAGGUCUGUUCUUCGACAACCAUCUGCGGUACAUCGUUCUCAACUCGGAUUUUGUUGAGUUCACUAAACGGGAUCUCAGUUAUUUGUUAAAGGAGAACUACGACCACAACUUCACAAAAUACGUGUAUUCCCUUCCUGAGAGCACAGCGGAGGAGGUGAUGGCGGGCGCGGCGCCCGGGCCCGCCGCGCGGGUGGCCUACUCCAACCCCAAGACGUUCCACAAGGCGGCCAAGCGGCUCGGCCUCAUGGACGACUUCCGGAGCGGUAUACCCCGAACGGCGUACCAAGGCGUAGUCCAAUGCAAAGUGAAAGACCGACGCGUGUAUCUCGCACCAGACUUCGUGUGGACGCAGUACGACCGUACGUGGGAAUAGCGAACGUAGACACGCGUAGAUAGUCUUAGAUUACCAAGUAACCUAAUGUCCUUAUUUUAGGACAACAACUGAUUUAUCAACGAUUUCCGACUGCAAGUUUCCUUUUUGUCGGACACCGGGUCUCUAUUUCAUUUAUGGAGUUUAAAAGUGAUAAACAUUUUUUUAGAAAGUGAUUAUGUCAUUUGAUAUAGGAAUAGGACUUUAUCGGCGUGCUCUUUAUCAGGAUAUUUUUUUCAAGUAGUUCCUAGCAUGCCAUCAAAAUAAGCAUCCGUGGACAGCCUCUCAAGACCAGUAUUUAUCAGAAAGAAAUGGACAUUUCACGCGUGGCAUGUUUCAACACGUGUUGACGUCACACAACAGAGUAGUGCUUGCAUAGUUCGCGCACGAGUUCCGAGGAAGCGGAAUGAUCACCAUCGACACCUUGUGCGCUAACUGUAAAAACUGCUGCGCUAUUUUCCAUACCUUUCCUUUUAAUACAGUCUGUGAAAAAAUAACAUUUGCCUCUCUAUUUGAAUAGAGAAAUUUUAGUUAAUUUAGUAGCUAUAAUAUCAUUUGAUUUUAGUUCUAAACUCCUAUAAUAUCACUUAUUAGAAAGAGUUAUUAAUUGUGAAAAGAAUUCUUAAGUCUGGAAAAAACAGUGUUUAUUGCGAGUUCUUGUACUUGCUACUUGCGUUUAGUGGCAAAUGUUUAAAUUUGCACUUUUAAAGGGUCGUCAACGCGCAUGUAACACCUCUGGAGUUACAGGCGUCCAUGGGCUACGAUGACUGCUUACCAUCAGGCGGGCCGUAUGCUUGUUUGCCAACGUCGUGGUAUAAAAAAUAAAAUAAAAACACUAAUCAAUUAAUGUGUACGUAAAACCGGCUCGGUACCACGCGACCGCAAUUACCCGUAUUCCUUAAUUUUUUCUGCAAUUGAUAACUCUUUGCUUGUAAAUUUGGUCGGUAUAUUCGAUCGCUAGACAAAUUUGGUGAGAAUGCAACUGUGAGUUGUUUAAAUUUUAAUUUAUUAAAUGUAAUAUAUAAAUUAUAAGUAACAUGUCGUGCAUUUAGAUAAUAUUGACUAUUUUACAAUUUUAUACAACCUCAUCCAUUUAUUAAACAUGUAUAUAAUAAUUGAAAUAUAUGUAAAUAUAACAUUUGUGUAAUUCAUACGGGACAAGCCAUGUCUCAAAAUUUAAAAUUGC
Molecule: messenger RNA, 3252 nt
Organism: Cydia pomonella (codling moth)
Lineage: Eukaryota; Metazoa; Arthropoda; Insecta; Lepidoptera; Tortricidae
Product: alpha-1,3-mannosyl-glycoprotein 2-beta-N-acetylglucosaminyltransferase-like
Exons: 9
Coding region: 738-2069 (443 amino acids)
Biological process (GO): protein N-linked glycosylation
Cellular component (GO): Golgi apparatus
Molecular function (GO): alpha-1,3-mannosylglycoprotein 2-beta-N-acetylglucosaminyltransferase activity
Source: RefSeq, a predicted model, not a curated record